Messenger RNA from Plenodomus lingam JN3, 2430 nucleotides. Lineage: Eukaryota; Fungi; Ascomycota; Dothideomycetes; Pleosporales; Leptosphaeriaceae. The record is from RefSeq and is a predicted model, not a curated record.
AUGUCGACCCGUCGCAGUGGACUCCGCUCGAGACGAGACCCGCAGCAACAAUCGGAUGCCGACACCCCAGAUGCCACACCUUCGCGCAAGCGCAGGAGAGUAGGCAGCCCAGCCAACUUGGUCGCCGAGAACCUGCACUCACACCUGGCACAAUUGAACGGCGCCCAGGACGUCCCCUCCGCUGCCGACGCUCCGCGCACCCGCAUCACCGAGUCGGUCGCAAGCAAUGACUCCAACGAAACGUUGCCCAACGGCGGCGAUGCAGACAAUCCCGUGGACCCCGUCGAGCGCCAGAACAUCAUUAUCGCCUCCCUUCGCGCCCCGCAGUACGUGCCCAAUGCUGCCAUUGACUACGCCAACGACGUCCAGGCGCGUCGCAACGAGGGCAAGAAUAUUCCGGCUUUUGCCAAGAUUGCUGCGCGCGACUGGUGCUUCUUUGUACAGGACACCCGCGUCCUCAUCGGUCGUGCAGACUCCACCAUCCGUCCCAACCCGCCUGCCUCGCAGACGGAUGCAUCUGGACUGCCUACGAGCGAUGCCCCACCCUCCAACUGGGGAGUCCACAUUGAUCUCGGUCCCGAACGCCAAAUUUCCCGUAUCCACGCUGAGAUCAACUUUGAUUCUGCCGACCAGAAGUGGUACAUCCACGUCAAUAGCCGCAAUGGACUCAAACUAGACGAUCGCAGCUUGACGCGGGGCGACGUUGCACAGCUUCAUUCCGGUAUUUGUAUCGGCAUCAUGGGCACACAAAUGCUCUUCCUGCUCGCAAAUCAGGUCGAUCAUUUCCAUCCCAUGCUGUGGCGCCAAGUCAAGAACGAAGAUGCCACCUUCUCCGAUAAUGAUGGCAACCCACCCCCGAAACCUCACCAGCAUGCGCAUCCCAGUGGGCCAACGCCAAAGCGCGAGCAGUACGACCCAUUUCCGCCAUCCUCUCACCCUCGCAACAAGCAGCAAUCUUCGCAAGCCUACUACAAUCAGAUGACUUCGACCCCAGGCCGUCCGCUACCGGGCACCCCUUUGACGGCUCGCCAGGAAAAGGAAAUCCGCAGUAAAGGAUCACCCGCUACCUUCUCACGUGGAUUGAUGAUGGACUCUACCGACGAAAUCGACUACAGCCAAGACUCGGCCAAGGAUAUCAAACCCCCCCACAGCUACGCUCAGCUCAUCGGCCAAGCCAUUUUGAGCAGUGACGAAGAGAUGCUUACUCUUGCAAACAUCUACGACUACAUCAAGGUGCGAUAUGCUUUUUUCAGACAUACCAACGGCGGCUGGCAAAACUCGAUCCGACACAAUCUCUCUCUCAACAAGUCUUUUGAAAAGGUCGCUCGGCGCACUGACGAGCCAGGAAAAGGCAUGAAAUGGAAAAUCUGUGAUUCCGAGCGUGAAGAGUUCAUCAAGAAGCAGCUCUUGAAUCCGCGCAAGGGCGGUGGCGUCGCCAUUGGAUAUCGUUUGGAUGGCUCUGGGCCUAGUUCACCUGCACUUGGACACCGAGGACCUCCUUCAGAAGCCACGGAACGUCUUAUGGGAGCCAUGGAGCGUGACUUUCAGAACCCAGGUGCUCGAGUCAAAUCGCCGCCUAGAUCAGCCACACCACCACUUUCGACUGUGCCCAUGGCUACUGAGUCUUAUACGCCCGAUCGCGGCCCUCGUCCCUAUGGCGGCUUCAAGCAAUCUCCCACGAUUCGCGAUCAGGAUCGGUUCGUUACGCCUGCAAAGCGACUGGUUUAUGGAGCUAAUGAAGGGCCUGCAUAUAUGAAGAUGGAUAGUCAUGAGCGAAACUUGGAAUCCUCACCUGGCGUUGACCCUGUUAAACCCAGUGUUGCUGGACUCAAGGGCGAGGCUGCCAAUUCACCACCAACGCUUUACUCUGACGCCGCCUCCAACAACACCGGUAGCAAUCAGGAUGCCAACCGAAUGAACAAUGCGCUUGUGACGCCGCUCGUGACGCGCCAUGCGCCCACUCUUGCGCCUCCCAGUACCGCUCAGAUGCCCAGUCAGUAUAUGAACUUCUCCAGCCCAGCGCCUUUUUGGAAGUUUGUGAAUCUCCCCAGCACACCUGCGCGCGGGCCACUCGAACUAAGUCCCAUCAAGCUACAACCCACUGACGACAAGGACGGCGAGGAUGAUUCCGCCCAGCCCAGCUCACCGCCCAUGCUCCCGCACGACAGUGCAGAGCCCGAGGAUGAAGAGGCAGAAGACAACAAGGCGGAAGAGGAAGAUGAUACGGUACCCGACAGUCCCAGUCGAACCGUCUCUCGGCCCGCCAGUCGCCGCGAAAUCCCCCACCAGCGCUCUCGCUCCAAUUCCAACGUCAACGGCCUCGGCAUCAUCAACAAUGGCGGCAUGGUGCGUGGAGCCAGCCUCACGAGUUUCGAGGAAGAAGCCGAGCCCGAGGAAGAAAGUUAUGACUUGUCAAACUUCAGCCGCUAA